Molecule: messenger RNA, 1341 nt
Organism: Drosophila elegans
Lineage: Eukaryota; Metazoa; Arthropoda; Insecta; Diptera; Drosophilidae
Gene: Cpr47Ee
Product: signal transducer and activator of transcription C
Exons: 2
Coding region: 186-1286 (366 amino acids)
Cellular component (GO): chitin-based extracellular matrix
Molecular function (GO): structural constituent of chitin-based larval cuticle
Source: RefSeq, a predicted model, not a curated record
UUUCGAUCAGUAACUUCCACUUACAGCAGCAACGGAUUUGCUUCGCUUUUGAGAUCGGAUCUGAAAAAUCUGAAAAUCGGAAAAUCUCUAGUGUUUCCCAGCUUGUCGGAUUUAUCGAGCGUGUAAUUUGUGCUCCGUUCGCGAGAUUUAUGAUCCACGGCCCACCCGCCCACUGACAGCCAUAAAUGUCUGGAGUCCGAGCUCCGCGAUUCCGGCACCUUCGCUGGGUGGCCUGCAUAUUGGUGUUUUGGUGCUCCAUGGGCCAGGCUCAGUUGCCAGGAACUGGAUUCCAGGGACAAAGGCCGCAGGUUCCACCCAUCCAAUCCCUGCAACAACAACCGGUUAAUCCCUUCCAGCGCCGCCAGCCCAAUCCCGUCCAGGGUCAGGGUCUCUUUCCGGGUCAGCGGAAUCCCUUGAACCCACUGGCUCCUCCGUUGACGGGCGCUGCCCUCCAGAAUCCGUACACCCGCUACAAUCAGUACCAGCAGCAGAACUACGUGCCCAUCACGGCCUACCAAAACGAACUCAAUCUGGAUGGCAGCUUCUCCUACGGAUACUCGUCGGCCGAUGGAACCACUGCCCAGGCUCAGGGUUAUGUCAAGAACUUGGGAUACGGCGAAGGCGUCGAGGCUCAGGUAAUCCAGGGCUCCUACUCAUACACUUCGCCGGAAGGCACACCCAUUACAGUGCGUUACAUUGCCGACGAGAAUGGAUUCCGGGCGGAGGGCACUGGAAUUCCUGCAACUCCGCAAUAUUUUGCGGGUGCACAACCUUAUCAACAGGGCUUGAUUAAUCCAAACCUAAAUCCAUAUCAGACGCCCUUCCGUCAACUGCCGCCACCGCUGCCCAAUGCCCCCUUCCGACCACAGAUACCAGGACAACAGCCCUUGACCCCGCUGCAACAGCAACAACAGCAGCAGCAGCAACAGUUGCAACAACAACGCAAUUUCCAGCAGCAACAGCAGCCGAAUUCCGGCCAAUAUCAGCCGGAUCAGCCGUUCAAUCAGUUGCAUUCCGGCAAUUUGCCCGGCCAGUAUGCCGGACAAUUUGGCCAGCAAUCUUUUGGCAGCAAUCUCACGGCGCAGCAGGCUCAACAGCAACAGAAUCUCAACCAGCAACAGCAGCAGCAACAACAGCAGCAACAGCAACAGCAGAAGGAGCAGCAAAAUGAGCAGCAGCAACAGGCCCUAAUCACCCAACAAUUAAGAGGCAGACCCAACAAUUUGGUGGAUAACUAUGGCUACAACCAGUAUGGCAGACGCUUCAAGAAGUCCCCAAAGAAAUAAUACAACGAUAUAACAUAAUUAAAACGAUUAGUUAGACCAAAUAUGUAGUCGCAAC